AUGUUGUUGAAUCGAGUUAUCCUCAGCCGCUCCACAAACAUCAUUCACAAUUCCCCCCGCCCGUUUCGCAGCUCUCUUCCAACCUCAAGCAGAGUUGCCACCGCUUGCAAUUCCCACCCGCGACGGCAAGCUUCACAAUCAGCAGAAUCUCAAGAUGACACAAAUAGCGGGGGUCCCCCUGAUGCAGAAGAGGAGUCCGCCCUCUCGCGGCGUUUCACGGAAAUGACUGAUGAAGCCAUGACAUCCUCACCCCGCAAAGCUGCGAAAAUUACCUCUGAAAACGUCUUAUCCGAAGACCUAAAACGAGAGCUCGAGGAACGAAUUGCAAAGGCACAGUUCAAUACCACCCAUGCACAAGCUCUUUCAGUAUUGGACCUCCCAUCCGGGGCUCCAAAACAGGUCCGGGACAUUGCAGCCGCUACACCAUGGACAGGUACAGAGUCAAUCGAGAAUGCCGUUCUCCGUAUGGUUGUUGACACCCACAAGCCUCCCCGGGGUGAACCAGUGCGGAAACCAAAGCCGCAAACACCGGGAAACGUGGGCCCCAGUCCUAUCCGCGCUUCCAAACCCCAAUCCGCAUCCCAAAGGAUUGCCUAUGCCCGAGAGAAAACGACAGAGUACACUUUGAAUAAGUCCGAUUCGCUAUCUGAAGACGAAAAGUCUGAGGUUCGAAACAUGUUCCGGGAGAGAUUCAUGCCCGAGGGAAGACCUGUCGCUUCGUUGAACGCCAUUGCUUCGCUCGCUGACGAGAAGAUUGAGGAGGCUCGCGCUAGGGGUCAAUUCAAGAAUUUACCGAGGGGGAGGCCAUUAGAGAGGGAUCAUAACGCCGAUUCACCGUUUUUGGAUACGACGGAGUACUUCAUGAAUCGGAUCAUACAGAGGCAGGACAUCGUCCCACCCUGGAUAGAGAAACAGCAAGAUCUUGCUAAGGCAGUGAGAGUAUUCCGUGAGAGGCUUAGGGCAGAUUGGAAACGACAUGUUUCUAGGAUAAUUUCCAGCGCAGGCGGAAGUAUUGAUGAGCAGUGCCGACGAGCGGAAGAGUAUGCAGCUGGCGAAGCACGCUUAGCAAGGAUUGAAGACAGAGCGAAGAAGCUCGAGCGAGGUGAAGAAGUAGACCCUUUAGAUGAGGACGUCACCAACAGAUGCAGCGGCACAGCAGUAUUUCGAGACCCAACAUGGGAAAAGACCGAACUUCAAUAUCACAAACUCGCCAUAGGGAACCUCAAUUCCAUCACAAGAAGCUACAACCUUAUGGCCCCAGAACUUGUUAAGAAGCCGUACUUCACUCUGGAGAGAGAGGUGAAGAUCUGCUUCCGGGAUACAGCCCCGUUGAUCCCAGAUGUGAUUCGGGAGCGGGCGAAGAUAUCGCCCCAGAAGGUUGCUGAGUUUCAGAGGGGUUCUAACCCCGGCCCAUUGCUCGAGAAAUUCGGAGCCUCAGGGAAUGUGGUGGUGUACGACAGCACGAAGCCAAAUUACGGGUUCAAAGAGUUGUUUAAGGAUGUAUUUUCGGGGUGGAAGUGGGGGAAGCAGACAACAUGA
This is a messenger RNA of Tuber melanosporum (Perigord truffle), 1539 nucleotides long. RefSeq lists its product as uncharacterized. Lineage: Eukaryota; Fungi; Ascomycota; Pezizomycetes; Pezizales; Tuberaceae. The record is from RefSeq and is a predicted model, not a curated record. The transcript has a single exon. The coding region runs from base 1 to 1539 and encodes 512 amino acids.